AUGGCGGCGAGGAACACGCCGGUGCGGGAUGAGCUGGUGCUGAGCCUGGAUGACAUCCUCCCGGUGCUCAAGAACGGGGACGGGAUCCCGGUCGUGAAGCACAACAACCGCGGCCAGAGCGACCAGCGGCGGCUCCGCCUGGACACGGAUGAUUCGACCCUGGAGGUCUUCCGCCAGAGCACGAACGCGUACUACUUCAACCGGAAGACUCGGACGUACAACCUGAGGAACCUGGAAGAGGUGGGGCCCGCAACGAGUGUCCCUGGGGGCCAAGGAGGCAGGGCCGCGAGUCCCGGGCGGACCCUAGUCUUCGUGUUCAGCAACCGAAACCUCUACGUGACCGUCGAAACCCGUGAAGUGUGCGCCGCCCUCGUGGCGCUCUUCCGGCCGGCCGGCUCCGCGCUCCCGAACGGGUCGGGGGGCGGGCAGCAGCAGCAACAGGGCGGGACGGUCACCGCUGCGCAGCGGGGGCGGGGGCGAGGCCGAGUGCGGGCCUCCGAGAACGCGGCGUCGGCGCGGCGAGCUUUGGAGCACCACUCCCGGAGUGCCCGCAGUGUCUCCGGGACGGGUGAUGCCAGGAACACGAAUGGCCACCCGGUGAACAUGAGGAGGAGCGGAGGCGGGGUGCGGGGAGAGGCCGGGGGAUCGAACGGGAUGAGAGGGAGGACCGGCAGGCGCAGCGAGGGCAUGCUGAUGCGGUCGGUGAGCGACACCCUGGGGGCGGAGCUGCUUGACGUGGACGGGGCGUCGACGUCCUCGAGCGACGAGGAGCGGGACGGGCCGGCCGGGUCGUCCUUCGACGGGUCGCAACAGCGGUCGCCGAAGAGUACGUCCGAGUCCCCCGACGCGAUCAUGAGGUCGAGGAUGGUGGGCUUCGGCUCCACCGACGUCCGCAAGUCGAAGCGCGCCGGCAAGGCGUCUUCGAUGAUCCCCACUUGGGCCCGGUUCUCGGAUUCCAGCGAGAGGAGGGGCCCUUCCCCCGCCGCCGCCGCCGCCGCCGCCGCCGGGCCAGCGUCGAAGUCGGCGACGCAGCCCGCUUCCCGCCUCAAGAACACCGGGCUCGCGAUCGAGGGCAAGGCUGACGUGGAAGAGGACGCGGGGGAGGGAGUCUCGGCGGAGGGGUUGCGGCACAAAAGCAGCUCGAGCGAUCCGUCCACCACCAACACCACCAACACCACCACGCUGUAUGGCGGCGGUCACGGUUCCCCGAGCGGCCCGCUAGCCGUCCGCAAGGAGGACCGGCUGACCGCGGAGUCUCUCCGUCGCCCGACCAGCGCUCCCGGCGGGGUCUUGGCCACCGACGCGAAGGAGUCGGCGCCGGCUUUCCAAGACCCGGCGCCUGCCCAGCCCAGCAGAGCCAGUAGCAAGUCUAGGCCGGUGAACUCGUCCCCACCAGAAAGACACGGGAGGGCAAGCCCGCCACUCGGACGAGGCCGGGUAAACCCCCCGCAGCCCCUGCCGCCGGCCGGCACCGGCACCGGCGGCGGCGGCGGCGGCGCGCUGCAGAACGAAGCUUUCGCGUUUUCGCGCCGGCCGGAGCUCUCGCGGACGGUCGCGCGUAGCAGCAACACCACCGCCCCCGCCACCCCCGCCGCGGUCCUAUCGCCGCCGCCGCCGCCGGAGCUGGCGCCGGCGCCUAAACCGAAGGGGGCCGUCCCCGCCUUUGAACCGCGUAUAGUCGACAAACGAAAUAUACCACCCUUGGUGUCGGCGGCGCCGAGGAGGGCGGAAGCGGUGCCUAGGAACGGGGGGGCGCGCGGGGCAGGGGCCGGGGCGUUGGAACGAAGAGGGGUCCCGGCGAAGCAACGGUUCAGCAGGAGUUCGUCGGUGGACAGCCUCGAGGUUGACGAGCCGUACCACCCCCGCCACACUGAUAGGCCCAUGUACGUAAGGAGCUCUACGAGCUUUUCGGAAGAGGACGUUGUUGUGGGGGUGGGCGGGCGGAGGAGCAGCGCGGGCGCACCGGCGCACCCGGGCCCGUCGGCCUCGCGAGGUGUGCAAGAGGGGCGGUCGGCCGUCAGUAAGGCCGGGAGGGGGGCGCAGGAGCGAGAGACGGUGGCGGGCAGGCGUCACCGGCAAGCGGAAGAAGACGCCGCAAUUGGUGUCGCCACGCUUGUCUCGAGGCGGAGCCCCGAGACCGUCGCCGCCGCGUCGCACACCUCCCGCAGCUUGCCCUUCUUAGACGAGAGACACCCUUCCGUGGUCGAAGACAUGGGGGGGGGCACGGGCGGCGCGGCGGGCGAGAAGGCCUCGGGGGGCAUGAUGACGACCGUCGACAGGCUGGAGUCGUUCGGCACUUCCAGGACCGACUCCUUCGGCCCUCCGAACUCGGACAAGUCUGUCGGCAAGCUCACCAUCCAGCCCGCCCUGUCUCCCGACGUGUACGCCGCGCCGUCGGAGGCGGGGACUACCAUGACGUGCGACAGCGGCAGCCUGCCCUUCGCGCCCACGCCGGCCACGGUGGCGGCGGCCGCGGCGGCGCGGACGGCGUUCAACGGCAGCAGGGGCAGCCGGGGGAGCAUGGUCAGCUACGGCAGCAGAGGGAGCGGCACCAGCUACGGCAGGCGAGGGAGCGGGGGCACGGAUUGCACGUCUCCGGACUCACCGCCCGGCGGGGCGGUGGGAGAGGCCAGGGCCUCGAUCUACCUGCCCACCGCCGGGGUGAGGGCGAUCCCGGCCAUGUCCGGCCUGCACCUGAGCGGCGGGGCCCCGCGGGACGAAGCGGCCCAGGGGCCCUCGGGCUUUGAGGAGCUGUGGGCGGUGCUGGAGCCAACGUGGGACAUCAACUCCUCCUUCGGGGCGUCGUGCGCGCCGAAGGCCAUGCUCCUCGGCGGCGUCUACGAGAAGCUGCGCAGCUUCCAGGCGGCGGUGUCGAGCGUGUGCGUCCGUGCGUGCGGGCCGGUGCUGGGCGAGGUCUGCAGGAGGUGCGCGCGGGCGUGGGCGGUGCUGAUCUCGAGGACGGUGCAGGACAUCGUGGAGUCCACGGACCUGGUUCGGAAGAUAGAGUCGAGCGUCCUGCAGCUCAUCGACGUCGUGGAGCGCUACAGGGCCAGCGCGGUCGUGCGGCGCUUCACCCUGCCCCUCAUCGGGGUGGCGACGGCGUGGGAAGAGAUCCUCGCGGGCGGGGAAGGGGGCGACCUGCAGGAGCCCUGCGCGAGGAUAGAGAAGGCCAUCGCCCAGCUCUCGGAGAAGGAGGGCGAGGGAGGCAAGCGCAGCGGUAGCAGCGGCGCCGGCGCCGGCGCCGGCGCCGGUGGGUCGGCAGGAGGAGGCGGUGGCUCCAGCAGGCCCGGGCGGCGGGGAAGUUUCUCGAUGGACCUGAAGCUGCCGCCUUGUCCUUCCUACUGGGCGAAGGGGCAGUUCGACCAGCUCACCCCGAACCGUCUCGCCGACGUCUUGACGUUGCUCCACGAGCCCGCCCGGUUCGCCGAGCUGGCGGAGCUCGUGACCCACGCGAGUGACGUGGGCCCGGCGAGCCGCGGCUACAGCGCGGCCUGGAACUGCGUGCGGAGGGCGGAGGGCCCGGCGCUCGGCCGGGAGCUGAGGCGGGCUCUUUCGGCGACGCUCGUGGCAGCGGGCGAGCUGCUCCCCCUGCCGCGGGUGCCCCCGCCCCCGCCGGCGUACGUGCCCAGGGAGAAGCUCACGGAGCAGAUAGAGGCGACCAUCUUGCACCCCUUCCUUCCGCUGGAGAUCGCGGGGAUCGGCGGGCCCAGUGGGUCAGGCAAGACUGUCCUCGCCGCGGCGGUCGUGCGGGACGCCACAGUGCGCUGCCGGUUCGGGGACCGAGUCUUCUGGCUGCACGCGGGGAAGGGGGCGAACCACCGCCUGGUCUCGGUCCUGCAGGGCCUCGCCGACACGGUGUACGCCUGGCUGACGGACGGCGAGCAUGCGGGGGGGGCGUCAUCGUCUGCGUUGCUAAGGCGGAGCGUGGGCAGCGGCGGCGGGGGCAGCGACGCUGGCGGCGGCGGCGGCGACCCGGGCGCCGCGCUGGCGGACCCGAACCUGCGAGAACCGGUGCGUUUCCGGGACCAGGACCAGGCGGUGAACUACGUGGCGGACCUGUGCCGGGGGCCGCUGCUCGCCGGUCUCCGCUGCCUGGUGGUGGUGGACGACGUGCACGAGAGGGAGGUGGUGGACGCCCUGUGGAAGUCGGGCUGCCAGCUGCUCGUCACCAGCCCGGUGAAGGGUCUGCUGCAGGCGGUCGGGGCGGAGGCGACGAUGGCGCAGCCGCUGGGCGUGGAGGUCGCCAGGCAGCUGGCGACGAGGGCGGCGGGCGAGGUGGCGCUGUGUGAGGAGGGGGGCCGGCUGGUGGACCUGUGCCGCGGGUGCCCGCUGGCGCUGGCCAUGUCGGGCGCGAUCACGCAGGCGGUGUUUAGCGGCGGGAGUGAUGCCCGAGAGUACCGGAAGCCCGGGCUGGCCACGCCCAGGUCAGCAAUCGGCGAGGAUACGGCGGCGGGCGGUGGCGGGGGAGGUGAAGAAGAAGAACCGAGCACUUGGUCGUUUAGCACUCUGGCCGCUCCCGUCGGAGCCUGGGUGGAGCAGGUGGUGGUGGGCACGUCCGGUUCGCCGCCGACCAGUCGGCAACGCCAAGGCGGCGAUGCUCCGUCGUCCAGAGAUAAGGGGAGACCGGCGGCAACAGGCCCCGGGGAAGACGUCCGUGGAGUAGUAGCAGGCGCGGGCGGGGAUGGCGCGGUCACGGGGGCGGGGGCGGUCGCGGGGGCGGCGGCGGCGGCGGCGGCGACCGUUCCGGGUCACGAGCUAGGCCCGGAGGCGACGGCGUGGGCGAACCUUGCCCGAAGGAUUGACGCCGCGCUUGCGAGGCUGGGGCAGAGCAGAAGCGCGCUGUGUGGUUUGCUCGCCGAGGCGGGUCCCGAGCAGGAGAUGCCAGUGCGUCAGCUGGUGGCGGUGCUGACAGAGCUGGCGCUCCAGGAGGCGGACACAAUUCUGGGCGGCUCGGGAUGGGCGGUGGAGUGCUACCUCUCGUUCGCCCUUCUUCCGGAGGGGCACCCCUUGCCCCCGCCCGCGCUGGAGGAGUUUUGGCGGAGCGGGUGGGGGGCUGAGGAAGGGGCCACCGCCACUGCCGGCCGGGGCGGUUCUUCGUUCGCGGCGGCGCACAAUCUCCCGUCGCCGGUGGAGGUCUUCGAAGCGCUCCGGAUGGUGUGCCGGGCGGGCGGGGGCGAGGGCGCGGACGGGCUCGUCCUGCACGGGCUGCAGCGGGCGGUGGUCUCGUGCCUGGCCCUCAGGCACCCGGAGGCCAUGCAGAAGGCGGCGCGCCGCAGAGCGCGGACGCUGUCCAGGAUAUCGUCCCUCGUGGGCACCUUCCACGAUGCCUGCUGGGGGCUGCGGUGCGCGGAUGCUGGGGCAGGGGGCGCGAGUGGCGGCGAUGACAGCAGCGGCGGCGGCGGCGUUGCUGGCGCGAUUCCGUCCGGGCUCCUGGGCAGCGGCCGUCCCGGCCCGCCGCACCACGGGUACGGCGGGUUUUCCCGGUACGACUACCUCGUGGCCUCGUGGGACGCCCUCCCCGCUCCUUACUCGCUGACGUCCGCGGUGGCUGGGUACGUCUCGUCGGUGAGAGCGGCCUAUCGGGAAGCGGCAGCGGCGGCGGCGGCAGCGGCGUUGGUAUCGUCGGGGGGGAACGAGGGCGAGGGUGGCGCGGAGGGAGCCGCCUCCGCCGGAGGGGCGGGGGGGUGGGCCACGGCGCGAGCGCUGGCCUCGGCCGCGGACAUGCUGGCGCUGGCGGGGCAGCGGUCGAGAGCGAUAGCCGUGUACGAGGAAGCCUGCGGCCUGCUGGCGGAGGAGGCGGCGCGGGCGGCGGGGGCGGUGGGGGUCCCGCAGAAGGAGCGGGCGGCGAGGGAGUCGCACCACAAGGUGGCGUCGAUGCUGCAGGAGCUGGCCAUGCUCGCCGCGCAGUUCGAGAGGGAGGCGCCGGCGAUACGGCUGCUCCAGCGCGCCGUGGAGAUGCACCUGUCGGCGCUGGAGGCGAGCGGGGUGCUCGUGCCUCAUUUCGCCGGGGGGAACGAGCACAGAUCGAAGCUUCAGGCCGACGGAGGUGAUGCCACCGUGGCGGCAGCGGCGGCGGCCGCUGCAGAUGUGCAAGGGAGGGGGGCAGACGUUACGUAUCGGGCAGUAGUGGACGAUGCGCGGCCUCUCUGUUCGCGGCUGUGGCUGCAGUUCCCCGUGGGAACACGGGAGCGCGCGGCGUCGGCGGGUAGAGGGGACGGCGGCGGUGGCGGCGGAGGGAACGGCAACCUGCCGGCGUUCGGUAGGCUUGACGUUGUUGGGACGUGCGUGGGGGACCUUUGGCUGGUGCUGGCGUGCACGCGGGUGCUGCGGCAGGAGGAGAAGGUCGACGAGUCUGCCCAGCUCGCGGAGAAGGUGUACCCGGUUCUCAAGGAGAUCCUGGGCGCCGACCACGCCUUCACCAAGGCCGCGCUCGCCGCGUUCGUCGGGCAGGGCAUCGUGGACCAGUCCUUGAAGGAGGCGGACGUGCACGGCAGCGGCAGCAGCGGCGGGCACCCGUCGCUCCCCAGCCCCACGUCGCGCCGCCUGCUGGCGAGGAGCUCCGGCGGGCGCGGCGCGUCCGCCGCCGCCGCGAGCGCCGGUGCCAGCGCCGCCCAGAGCACGGCCGGGUCUUCCUCGCUAGCGGCGACGACGCUGUCAGACCUGUCGCUGCCGCCGUCCCCCCUUCCCGAGGAGUUUUACGCCAGGUACUCGUCGUCGGUCAACGGCGCGAAUAGCGGCCGGGGGGACGCCCGAUCAGUCGGCCACGAGGGAAGCGGCGGCGGCGCCGGCGCCGGCGGCCGCGGCCGCGGGCGAAGCAACAGCGGUUUCUCGAACAGCGGUUCGGUGACCUCCGGCACCGAGGGCGACGACGGUGAGGACAGCGACAGCGGCGACAGCGGCGCUCUCGGGGUGCACAGGCGGGCGGGGCCCGUGGGCGGGGGCGCGUACGGCAGCCUGUCGUUUCCCAGGAGGGUGCUUAACGGCGGGAGGCAAGAGCACGGGUGGCGGAUGGAGGGGGCGCACGGGUGGGGGCAGGGCGAGGCGGCGGCCGCGGCGUCGUCGUCGUCCGGCGGGGGGGCAAGGAGGGGCGGCGGCGUGGAGCCGGCGAGCUCGCGGAUGCAGCAAGAGAUCUACUUCCGGCACCGCACCCGCAGGGCGCGGGCGCACGCGUUUCUCAUCACGGCGGCCACGCGCGCCCGGCUCAAGAACGCGGAUCGUGACGAGGCAGGGCUAUUCUUGCGAGACCUGGGGAGGCAAGCCGGCGCGACAUCGUCCGGUAGUAAUGGCGGCGGCGGCGGCGGCGGCGGUGGCGGCGGGCGGGAGGGUGUGGCGGGGUUGGCGGCGUCUCCCGAUGGAACUCCGCAGAUGGCCAGACUAACUAGACGGUCGUAGACACGUUUGUUUGCUGUGCGAAAAGUUUUUGGUUGUUUUCUGGUAGGCGUCUUUGGGUUGCUGUAGACGCGAAAGAACGUCAAGGCGAGAUAUCUCUCAGCAAACAAAGAGGACUUUCGUUUUCCUUCCACCUCCUUCAUUUUUCUCGUUGUUGUUUCUUGUGCUGUCAGGGUCUCGAGCUUUUGCGCAAAGUACACCCCCCCCCCUCUGCUGGCCUGGUCAUCGUUAUUGUAGAUUUGCCCCCCCGUGUGGUGUUGUCCUUGAUGCAUUUUUUAUUGGUCUCCUCUCCCUUUCUCUUUCCACCUAUUUUUUUUUGUUAUUGCUUCGCCACCAUCUGGUAGGUGGGAAAUGAUGAUGGUGGAUGACUUGACGUAUUGCGAACGCAUCCGUAUAACUCAGUAGUAACUCGUGUGCAGCAAAACGGAGCUUUGUGAAAGGAACAGCGCGAUCAGUCUAGUCGGCGCUACUGCUGUACUGCCGUGUGUCGAGUUCUGUAGAAGGCAAGGACGUCCUAACGCCGGCGUGCUGGGGAUCAUUGUGACGUGUACGAUGGGUUUUGCGGUGUGUGGGCGCGGUAUGUAUAUGGGGGUCACAGGUCGUAGUUCAAGCGGCCCUCUUUAGUCUUGUUGUUGAUGCUUGUGCCGCGUUAUGGGCGCUAGUGUACCCUUUGCGAAGAACUCGAGCAGCCGGGUCGGCAUGUUUUGUGACUAUUCUCACCACACUCGGUAAAUAUGUUUUGGCGUCCAUGUGUCAAGUCAAGCGACGCACUCAUUCGAUCCAUACGGGCGGGUUAAGUAGAUUAUUAGGGGAGACACCGUCCGCCUAAGUCUUGUGUCUGCUGCUGCUGCUGCUGCUGUCGUCGUAGGUUGUUGUCGUUGUCUGUUUAAGCGUCCGACGUCUUUCUUUGUUGAUUUUUCCUGGCCGACUCCAUUGUGCCGCAUGCCGUUCGAGCGCCAGGAAGAAAGAAAGCAUGCAUCCCGUGGGUUAUGGGUUUUGCUAUGGAGCAAGCUUCUGGCUGUUAUAUAGGAAGCUUCUUGUUGCCGAAGAGAACCGUGUAUUGUCGAGCGCUUCUGCCUUCCUUCAAGUUUCAAGUAAAAAUAAAAAUUCCAGUCAGUCAGGUGGGUCCGUUUUUGUGUUCAUUUGGGCAUCCUCUGUUUCUCCUGUUGUCGUUGUUGAUGAUGGUGUUUUUGUGUCCGGCUCGCCACCCUCACCGCCAUUGGCUACCUGAUGACCGGUUGGUUGGUUGCCUCUGUCCUAUUUUUUAUUACUAUACGCCUUCUUUGUCUCCCAGCAAGAGGCCGUACGCACAUUAUGCGCACGUGCUUAGCCCUUCCUCUCCUUGUUCCGAUAUGUAGCGGCCGUGUACGUUUUUACUCCUUCGGGUAGUGGGGGAGAGAUGUGAUAGCGCUUGUGCGGUGGGGGGCCUGUGACCCAGUUCCCCAUCUGUCUCUUUUUUUCUUUUUGCAUUUUUUUUUGGUUCCCCGGGAGUCUGAGAGCCAACAAAACAAGUACAAAACGCACACGCGCGCACGCGCAAAAUCUAAGUGGCGGUGACUGGUCGCGACAAAGAGUUAGUCUAGAAGGUAUCCACAGGCUGUGCCAGUUUUUAAUAUUUUUAUAUGGGAGUCUGUCUAUCGUCCAACCAAAGCGGAUGUUUGGUGACGGUUGGAGGUGAUGGUGCCGGAGCACUGCCUUUGCUGUAAGUGAUGCUGCUAAUCGGUGGCGGUGUGUGCGUUCCGCAAGAAGACCUGGGGGAAAAGGCAUUAUCCCCAGAAGUAACAGACUUUCUCGGGGGGGGGGGGGGGUUACUCGUUUUUUAUGGGUGUCGCGUGUAGCACGUGCUUGGUGUUGUGUACAUGUGAACAUCCAUCUCAAGUGUUUAUUUUGAGAAGAAUGGACGAAAACAAGGGUCGCCUGCGACGACGACCAACAUGGCGUUGGGGGGCUAAAUUGAAUGGUAAUGGUUGUAUCCAUGCUGUUGGUACUGCUGUUUCGAUCCAUCCAUCCAUGCUCUCGUACGUGUUCAUUCUCGGCUAUCUGUCAGCGGCGUGCCUGCGAGGUACAGCAGCAGUGGGGGGCCGGGUGUCGUCGCACACGGUCAUUAUGUCAUCAUAGUGUUUCUCUUCGCCGCAGCUUGAGGGGGCAUCAUCGGGCUACAAGACAGCAGCUGUUGCUUUCAGCACACCACCCGUCAAGGGGGUCGGGCGUGUGAUGUUUGUUAAAGCCAACAGAAAUAUUAUUGCACCACGCAUGCCGGGUGGAUGUAUUACAUGUGAGCGCGCUCGUAGCAGCGCGCUGCGACACACCACUCUGUUCGAAAAUAUGCAUAUAUAUAAGGGACAUGAUUCGGAAACAAGCACGAACACCACAAUGAAUGGUGCAAUGGUCCCUCCCUAAACUUCCCUGAUUCGUGGCGCGAUUCGGACCCGACGUAGCCGCAUGGAUGUGUGUUACGUGCCUCUUGAGAUCGUCCGUGUUUCUGUUGCUGAGGAAAUGAAGGUUGACGUCGAGCGGGAGAUUUUCGAGACGUUGUCUCAUCUCUUGUCCGCGCUGUUCGUCCGAAGUCUUGUAUGCACAUGUAAAUGUGUUGUUUUCAGCUGGGGUCGCAAAUGCCCUCUCGUCUUGGGUUGCGGCACGAACGAGUACAUUUGUUCUUGUGCUGAGCACAAAGGAAGUCCGCCGGGGUUGGGCGGAAUAAAAGGCGCAUACGAUGCUAAAUCCCAGAGUGCCAGCUUGAGCAAUCACUCGCAAACGAGGCACACAACAUCAGCUCGGCUGCUAGGGUCACGGUGAUGGAGUCCCAUCAUCAUAUUCGAAACCACCUAAAACGGGGGGAAAAGCUGACCCCCUCUCCGACACACACACUUUCUUUGUUACUUGUAAGACAUGGAAACAAUAAUCAAACAAACACGCAACCGCCAACGAAGGAUAGGAAUCAUGGGAGGAACGCUCCUGCGUGGUAUACAGCAGUAGCAGCACUUGAAACGCAAGCAGUCAGGGGGUGGUGCUGAUGGGCUGGCCGCAGUCAGAGCGACGAGACGAACGAAAGGCACGCACCAAACUCAACAAAAAACCGCACACGAACGACUAUGCAUACAGUACAACGCACGUCACACCCACACCACCGUCACCGCGGUGUGAGGAGCUAGAACAAAAUGUCUACUUACCACCCGCAGCAGCAGCAGCAGCAGCAGCAGAAGUAAUAAUGUUGCACGCACGUUGUGAAUUUAUGUGCACAUCUACAUGUCUAUCUAGGCCCAUCUCCACCAAGCGAUGCGUCGUCGCUGUUGCUGGCGGGCCGGCACACCAACACGGGAACAACGAUACGCAAGAGUACAAGAAGAAGCAGACGCAACAAACGUCCCUCUCCCCCCCACCGCGCCCUCUAAACAAACACCACCGAACAGCACCAACGGCAACGACGACAACGUCAACGACAACAAGAGCAACGACAUCAAGCAAAAGAGACCACCUAGAACCAAACCACAGAGCACGGAACGCCUUGGAUAACGACGGCCGGGCGAAUAACGCAAAAAAACGCAAAGAUUUUCAUUCUAUAAUGUAAAUCGUACCCCCCCCAUCUCCGCGGACAAACACUCCCGGCAUUCGCGCGGGUCCGUUCUUCGGCCAACUUACACAACGUCUCGCAAAUCACGCAGUGCACCAACCUUGGAAGGAAAAAUUAGUUCGCGUCGCGAUGGGGAGCAUAACAAGAGUGUGACACUCUGCACCGCCGUAUGAUGACCUUUCGCCGAACACACAAAAAAAACACACAUACGCACCACCUGUGAUAGAUAGAUCCCCCAUUGACGACAUCACGCCCCCGCCAAUCAGACACGUCCCUCGCUUGCUCCAGCUCAAGCGACCCCUCUCGUGCGCUCAGCGGGGCAGGCCGGCCGAACCCCUACGGCGCCCACGCGGCGGCGGCGGCGGCGGCGGCUUCUGCUGCUGCUGCUGCAGCUGCUGCUGCUGCUUCGCCCGGGGGGGAGGGCGGAUCGCUCUCGCCCUCCUCGAGCUUGAGG
Ectocarpus siliculosus is the source of this 11414-nucleotide messenger RNA. NCBI's taxonomy places the organism in Eukaryota, Phaeophyceae, Ectocarpales, Ectocarpaceae. The record is from the annotation of a GenBank genome assembly.